AUGGCCGGUGACGCUUCUGCUCAAUCCCCACCACUCAGCAUGGGUCUCUUUUUCAAGUACGGAGUUGCUGGUGCUUUGGGUUGCUCCAUCACUCAUAGUGCUGUAGUACCACUCGAUGUCGUCAAGACUCGUCUCCAAACCAACCCAGGUGCCUACACUGGUAUGUUCAACGCCUUCUCCACCAUCGCCUCCAAGGAAGGUCCAAUGAUGUUGCUCCAAGGUCUUGGUCCAACUGCCGUUGGUUAUGCCCUCCAAGGUUUCCUCAAGUUUGGUUUCUACGAACUCUUCAAGAAGAAGUACGCUGAAGCCGUCGGUCCAGAAAAUGCCAUUCAAUUCAGAAUCCCAAUUUGGUUGGCUGCUUCUGCUACUGCUGAAACUAUUGCAGAUCUUGCACUUUGCCCAAAUGAAGCUGUUAGAAUUCGUUUGGUAGCUGAACCAUCAUUUGCCAAGACUCCAGUCGAAGCUCUUGGAAAGAUUGUCAAGAGUGAAGGUGUCAUGGGUCUCUACAAGGGUCUCCCACCUAUUCUUUUGAAGCAAGUUCCAUACACCAUGGCCAAGUUUGCCGUCUUUGAAUUCACUGCCGAAUCUGUCUACACUUAUUUGGCCAAGAACGGAACUCCAAAGGAAUCCAUGACUGACAGCCAAAAGUUGACCGUCUCUCUUGGUUCUGGUAUCGUAUCUGGUGUUGUUGCCGCUAUCGUCUCUCAACCAGCCGAUACCGUCCUCUCCCUAAUCAACAAAGAAAAGACCGACGGUGGUGUCACCAAGGCUAUUGGUAACAUCAUGAGACGUCUCGGUGUCUCUGGUUUGUUCCUCGGAGUCGGUACAAGAUGCUUUAUGGUCGGUACUCUUACCGCCGGACAAUUUUUCAUUUACGAUGGCUUAAAACAAAUCUUAGGAAUUACUCCAGCUAAAAAGUAA
Messenger RNA from Cavenderia fasciculata, 921 nucleotides. RefSeq names its product mitochondrial substrate carrier family protein (gene mcfN). Bases 1 to 921 code for a protein of 306 amino acids. The record is from RefSeq and is a predicted model, not a curated record. The transcript has 2 exons. Gene Ontology annotation, cellular component: mitochondrial inner membrane. Gene Ontology annotation, molecular function: phosphate transmembrane transporter activity. Gene Ontology annotation, biological process: mitochondrial phosphate ion transmembrane transport. Lineage: Eukaryota; Evosea; Eumycetozoa; Acytosteliales; Cavenderiaceae.